Molecule: messenger RNA, 4698 nt
Organism: Xyrichtys novacula (pearly razorfish)
Lineage: Eukaryota; Metazoa; Chordata; Actinopteri; Labriformes; Labridae
Source: the annotation of a GenBank genome assembly
AUGAGUUUUCGUGUGGCUGCUCGUCAGGUAGGUUGAAUCAAACUGUAUUUAAUCAUGACAGUUGUUAUACUUUUCCUUCUUGAAACUGUUUAAUAUAUUGUGGUUUCAUCUGCUUUGCCGUGUGUUUUAAAGAGUCUUUUAAAAGAGUGACAGCUGAAAAACUCGUUAACCUUCACCGAUGCUAGCUAACAUAAGCGACUGAUGUCGUUUCCAGUAACUUUUAAAUUUAUGAUUUAUUUUCUCCUUCAGUUUUCUCACGAUUUUUACGUACAUACAAUUGUGACAGCUGUCUUGCCACAAUUAAUAACCAUAAUUUAAUCGAGUGAGAAAAUGUUACUGUUAAUCCUUACCGUCACUGUUUCCUUUUACAGGUUAUUUCAUGGACUAUAAGAGGCACCCCCACCUCUGUGCCCAGUCCACUUCAGUUUGGGACAUGCCAUCUCCACUGCAGACUCUUCUGUUCCCCCAGCAGCCAAAGCCCUCUCCAUCCAGCUCAACAAAACCCCAAUGAACGGACCCACCAGUCAAGAGAGCCCGUCACAGAGCUGUCCAUCCACUCCCUGCGUGAUCUGGGAUUCACAGAAACUCAAGCAGAGCAAAUCUGUGGUUCUGUAUCUAAAAUCAGAGGAGGAAACGCGACCAAACAUGCUAUGUCAACUCUCACAGCUCUGUUCAUUUUGGGCCUCAAUGCUUCCAGUGUGCUCAAACUGCUGGAAAAGUGUCCUGAGGUCUUCCAUGUGAAGGAGUCCCUGCUGCAGCAGAGAAUAGACAACCUGCGCAAACUGGGUUUAGUUGAAGGUGAGGAGAACUUCAUGCUCAGAGUCACAGUAUCAGUGGGAUGAGCUUUAUUUUCAUUACACUGGCAUUUUUAUGUUCUUUGUUUAGGUAGUCUGCAAAGAGUGGUGGCCUAUUAUCCUCAGAUCCUCACAGUACCUGUGAAGAGACUGAGAAAUGUGGUGAUGUUCCUCAGAGAGAAGUGCCUCUUUACUGGCAAGCAGGUCACUGACAUCCUCAGAGAGAGCCCGGCUGUGGUUCUGGAGAACAUGAGUCAGCUGGAGUACAAGUUUCAGGUCAGUGCAUUGAUCAAACGAUAACCAAAUGAUUGAUUGUUUAUUAUUAUUAUUUAUUUGUUUAUUCAAACAGGUUAAAAGAAAAACAAAAUGAAUAUAGCAUACAAUGUGCUUUGGCAGAAAAACAAUUAAAGAGACAGUUCUGUAGAAACAUAGAUAAUCAUACUUUGUUCAAAAGGGUGUAGGAUGAAGUUGGUAAAACUUAUCUAGUCCUAACCCUUUAUUGUUGUGUUACUGUAAUUUAAUCAUUCAGAGCAUGUGUAGAAAUAACAGCACAGAAGAGAGAAAAUAUAUCAGAAAAAAAGGCACGUUGCCUGUCAUAAAUAUAAAUUCAUGUUUUCGUUUUUCUCUUAUAUCCAGUCAGAAUGUGGUUUAUAAAAAUAAGUUUGAACUUGCUUAGUGAUCUGCAGGUUUUCAUCUCUUUGCUGCAGCUGUCCCACAGAUUAACUCCUUUGACUGAUAUACAGUGCAUUUUUGUGUUUGCACUGUGUGUAUUGUGCAGUUAGUACAAAAACAUAACAUUUUGAAGUACUUGCAUAUAUUUUGAUCAAUCAUUAAUUGUGUUAUAAAUUUAUUAAACAGUAUAUUUCUCUGUGUAAUGCUUAUCUUAAAGUUUCAGGCUGUCUUUGAAUUAAACAGAUAACUCAAAGAUACAACUUUGGCCUCUAAAAUGAUAUUUUUAAGACGUUUUGGAGGCUGGAUUAUGAAUCAUAAAUCAGAAUUUCUGUAAUUGUAAUUCUUGUCACAGGUCUGAUUAAAUGAAAGUGUUUACUGUAAGCAAGUUGCCUUGUUGUGACUUCAGACUGAUUGACAUCCAUAGAAUUUGACCAUCAUGUUUGAACAUAAACAUUAUGUUUAUGACUACAAAAGAUGAAGAACAACAUCCACACCAGAAGGUUGCUUUCCACAAGUUUUUUUUUCUCAUGAGAUUCUAUGCAAGUACAGUUUUUAAUGUGAUACCAGGGCUUUCAAGCAGUCUUAAGUUAGAUUUUGUAUCCUUCACUGUAAAGACAUGGAUGGAUCUCAAUUUUUUAAAAUUAAAUGAAAACAAAACAGAGGUCAUUCUGUUCGGUCGCCCUGACCUGGUUCAGGUCCUUGCCAGCUCCCUUGGCUCACUGGCACCGUACAUAGCGUCCCAUGCCAGGAAUCUUGGUUUUAUUAUUGACGGUGAUUUUAAACUUGACAAACAGGUCAGCGCAGUGGUCAGAUCUAGCUGUUAUCAGCUAAGGUUUCUCGCCAAAGUUAAAUCCUAUUUAAGCCAGAAGGACCUUGAAAAAGUUAUCCAUGCUUUUAUCACAUCUCGUUUAGAUUACUGUAAUUCCCUGUAUGUCGGCAUUGGCAAGUCAGAGCUCAACCACUUGCAGCUCAUUCAGAAUGCUGCAGCUCGUCUCCUAACUGGGACCAAGAAACGGGAGCACAUAACUCCGGUGCUUGCCUCUCUUCACUGGCUCCCUGUUAGGUACAGGAUUGAUUUUAAGAUUCUUUUAUUUGUUUUUAAGUCUCUGAAUGGGCUGGCCCCGGAAUAUCUGUCUGACCUUGUUAAACUGCGCCAGCCCUCCAGAGCCCUCAUGUCAGCUAAUUAGGUGGUUUUAGACGUUCCUCGAUCCUUUUUAAAAUCUAGAGGAGAUAGAGCAUUUUCUGUCAUGGCUCCCUCUUUGUGGAACGCUUUACCCCUGACAGUGCACACUGCUAAAAGCCUUUCCACUUUUAAAACACUUCUGAAGACGCAUCUGUUCACUUUUGCUUUUGGGGAAGUAUAGCUACUUUUAUUGGGUACUUUUUUGCUAUGUUUAACAAUAUUGUUGUUUUAUGUUUUUCUAUGUUUUAUGCUUUUAUGGUCUUUAUAGUUUUUAUUGUUUUUACUGUCUCUGGCUAUUUGACUGUAAAGCACUUUGGUAGGCCACUGGCUGUUUUUAAAUGUGCUAUAUAAAUAAAGCUGACAUUGACAUUGACAUUUACUAUUACCUGCUUUUAAAACAGUUCAUUAUGUUUGUAUGAUAUAGAGCCAUACUGGUUGGUGGCGUGAUAUGGGAAUAAAAUGAAUGUAAAAUGCACUUAAUGGUCUUAACUUAUAGAUUUCCCAUUAGACUAAUGCUGUGCAGCUUCCCCACAGUGUUUUAUAAAACCAUGACUUAGAGGUAGCAGACACAUUUGAAGAGCCUCUUCUUCAAUAUAUGGUGCUAAUUUCUACAUUUAAAAAGGACAGCACUAAAGAAAUCUGUAGGAGUGCAUAAGGAGAAUAGUGUGUAGUUGAAUAACAAUGAUCCUUGGUGAAUCGGACAAGAUUUAUGCAUUGACUGGCCUGCAGUCAGCUUGCAACAAUUUAACAAGCCUUCAUUUUUUUAUUUAGUUUCAGUCACACGUCUAUGGAAUAGGCACACUUGAAACUCGUGUUCUGAUGGCUUAUGUGAUAGAUGGAUAGAUAGAUAGAUGUACUUUAUUGAUCCCAAACUGGGAAAUUCUCUAAACAGAGUUCCCUGACCGGGAAUCGAACCCGGGCCGCGGUGGUGAGAGCGCCGAAUCCUAACCACUAGACCACCAGGGACAGUUGUAUGUGGUAACAGUUGAUAGGCUGCAAUUGUAUGCUUACCUAGCAGGUGGUGGGUGGUAGCUCAGAAUGGAAGGACUUUGGCAGUACUUUGAUUAUGUUUGACACAUAGUGAGAACUACUUGUUACACAUUUUGACUUGUGUGUACAAGGAAUUAAGAUACAGCCAUUCCAAAUUGUCACUGGCCCACCUAAAACUCUCUUUUUCUUUAAGUUGUCUUACUAGAUAUGCUUAUGGACAUGUUUCACGACCGUCCUUUUAUUUGAUAUUUGUUUGUAAUUAUGAGCAGCUUGACCAUUUUCUUGCAUUUCUAGACUUUUGUGCAUUAUCUGCAAACUUUAAACCAACAAUAAUUAAUUGGCAUACAGACUUUUUUUGUUUAAAUGUGUGGACUGAACAUUACUCUCUAAAAUGUCAAGUAAGUAUGAAUUUAGGACAUUGCUUCAUUACUCUUUUCUUGAUGUUAUAGUUGAAUUAUGCAUGGUUUAUUAAAACAUUUUUGCCAUUUUUUUCAUCCAAAAAUAUGGUCACUUAUAAUCUAAAAUAUACAGCAUAUGUAAAUAUAAUAUCCUAUAAUUUGGUUUUAACACACACCAUAUAAUUCAAUUUAAGAAUUGGCUUUAGAAGUCAUUUUCUGUUUUUUCUUUCACUUGAAAUGAUGAUCAUUAACUGCAUAUAUCAACCUCUCUCCACAGUAUGUCUACUUCCGCAUGGGUGUCAAACAGGCAGAGAUGUUGAAGUCCAGGUUAUUUCGUUUCACUUUGGAUGAAGUACGCUGUCGACAUUGUUUCCUGGAGCGCAGAGGCAUGUAUGAGACCCCGGACAAGAAAGGACAGACCACCAUUAUCAACCCCAAAUUGGAAAGCAUCUUAAAUGUCAGCGAAGGCACCUUCGUCACAGAUGUUGCCAUGGCAUCAGCGGAGGAGUAUGAUGUUUUUAAAAAACUGAUGGAGAGAGAGUGGCGUGAGGAGGAGCAGCAGAUGGACAGCAUUGACACUGAUCAUGAUGAUGAGGAAGAGGAGGAGGAAGACAUGGCGGGUGGUGGAAAAAAUUCAUAUAAGAGGAGAAAAAGGAAAUGA